CUUCACAGGAUAGAAAAAUGAAAGUUAUAUCUAUCUAAAUAGGCAAGAUCUUACGGAAAGUCUUUCGACAGAUAAAGUACGAUCUAGUCAGUAAUAGUCUUUUCUUUAAUAGUAGCGGCAUUCCCCCAUUGAUUUUUACCACAAAUAACACCAUGAACUUAGAAUUACUUGAUCAAAUUAUCUUACCCGCUUGUUGGACUGCUUUCUGUCUGGUAGGUGGUCUAGCCUGUUACUACUACUCUUCUCGUCGUUUAUUAAAAAAACGAGAAAGGGACGAAGACCCAUCACUGGCCAGGUUAGAUGAUCAGGGAACAUCGUCGGAUCCUUCUGCUCUUGCAGAAGCGAAUCCUGGUGUUUCCGGGGUCCCGCCAGCUACACACGAAGUAGUAGAAAAUCACCUUCAGGACAUGGAUCCUGGUCUUCUUAAUGCAAUGUCGGAUGUAUUUUCUAACUCGCUUGUAAUAUAUAAAAUCUUAGUCAG
Molecule: messenger RNA, 481 nt
Organism: Rubroshorea leprosula
Lineage: Eukaryota; Viridiplantae; Streptophyta; Magnoliopsida; Malvales; Dipterocarpaceae
Source: the annotation of a GenBank genome assembly